AUGGCCUCCCCACGUCCCGCCUCUCCUCUCACCUCGGGUGCCGAAUCUGGCCCCGACUCCAAGUCCGCAGGUGCAGCGGCCGCCUCUGGCUCGUCUAUCAGCCGUCCUUCUUCGCCCACUCCCCCCGGCGGUCCCCGUGCUGCUAUGCGCCGCCGCGCCGCCGCCGACCACAAGGAAUCCCUGCGUAAUGCCCGCCCUGCCUCUACCCGCUCCGCCGGUGCUGGCGGCUCAUCUGGCACCAUGCUGAAGCUGUACACUGAUGAGAGCCCCGGUCUGCGUGUUGACCCCGUUGUUGUGCUGGUGCUCAGCCUGGGCUUCAUUUUCUCCGUCGUUGGUCUGCACGUCAUCGCCAAGAUCACCCGCAAGUUCUCCGCAUAA
Messenger RNA from Penicillium canariense, 378 nucleotides. Its product is annotated as SEC61-beta family protein. Lineage: Eukaryota; Fungi; Ascomycota; Eurotiomycetes; Eurotiales; Aspergillaceae. Bases 1 to 378 code for a protein of 125 amino acids. Gene Ontology annotation, biological process: intracellular protein transport. The transcript has 3 exons. The record is from RefSeq and is a predicted model, not a curated record. Gene Ontology annotation, cellular component: Sec61 translocon complex.